AUGACCAAUGAUAAAGAAAGUUCGGCUAGUGAAGUUAGUAGCGGUUCGGACGGAUUUCGCCACUCGGAUAUUGAUCAACAAAGUAAUCGCUCGGUGGCGUUAGAAAAAAGUUCAAUUCAUUCGGAAUCCAAUAACAGUGCCAUUUACUCAUCCAAAGAUGAUUUAGUGUCUUUACCAGCUGACAACAAUAAAUUCGACGAAGAUCAAUUGACAUUAAACGAAUUAUCGGAAUCUGCACAGUAUGAGUUUACAGACAUGCCGGAAGAUCGGCCUUACGAUAAAAAUAUAGAAACAGUAGAGGAAUGUGAAGCGUAUUCACAUAAGUCAGAAAAAUCAAUAGAAAUACCAAUAGUGGAUAAAAAUGUCGACUCAAAAAUAAAUUAUCCUGAAAAACGUAUUCGUGUCAUGUUUGGAAUCGGACCAGCACUUCCCGAGAAACAAAUAAAAUACGUCAUUAAAUGGGUUACAGAAUGCGCUAGUAAACAAAAUAAUCAUGUACAAGCACAUAAUUUAAUACAUUUUCAAUGCCCUCCGAUGGACUAUGAGCCCGAGAGUUCUUACAAGAAGUCCGAUCAAAAUGCAUGUUUUUAA
Messenger RNA from Macrosiphum euphorbiae (potato aphid), 591 nucleotides. Lineage: Eukaryota; Metazoa; Arthropoda; Insecta; Hemiptera; Aphididae. The record is from the annotation of a GenBank genome assembly.